Polistes dominula (European paper wasp) is the source of this 1783-nucleotide messenger RNA. RefSeq lists its product as uncharacterized. The record is from RefSeq and is a predicted model, not a curated record. Lineage: Eukaryota; Metazoa; Arthropoda; Insecta; Hymenoptera; Vespidae.
UGGUCAAAUUUGACAUUGACGCCCAAAGCUAACGUCAAGCGUCAUCAUGAAAUCGCACCUUCUGUUUCGAUACAAAAUCGCACUGUUCUGUUGUUCGAUACAAAAAAUAUGUAAUAGUUAUUAGUAACUAUGUUCAAGUCAUACAAAAGAUUCUGAAGUUUGUCCUACCAAUCCUAAAUGUUUUUCUGACAGAAAACAUAACUUUACGUAUGUAAAUAAUCUAAUGAUAGAAAAUUUGUUGUACACAUUAACAUGUAUUUAAAAAAAAAGUUACAAAUCAUUGGAUUAAAAUGAGUAGUACUAAUCGUUUGCGAAGUUCCAGUGCAAUUAACAAAUGGUCAACGAAAAUGAAGGAAAAUCUAAAAAAAGGUUCGCUUAGAACAUCGUCUACCUUGGACACUGGCUGGAACCAAGAUUUACCCUCUCAUCCAUUAAGAUCUACAGCGUCGUCGAAUAUUUAUCAAUCUAAUACGGUUCCGAGUAAACAUGAUUUCAAACGAUCUGAAGAAAAAACGUCGGAAGAGACAAUUCUUAUUGAAGUAGACAGUAAUGUCGAUGAUUACUUGAUUAACCCAGAUAUAAAGAAUGUACCUAUCAAGCAAAAAAACGAUGCACUCCUUGGACGUAAUUAUGGUUAUAUUUGCGAUUACCCAAACCUAAAUGUUACACAAGCAAUGCUAGCUAUGCAAAAAUUACAAAGACUUAAAGAAUUACAAAGGAAAAGAGACCUAACAGAAAAAUAUUAUUCUCACGAAAUAAGGAAACUACUAAUUGGCGAUUACUGUCAUCCAAAUCCAAGAACUGAAUUGUCACCAUUGAAAUAUAAUUAUUUUAAUAAUAAUAAUAACAACAAUAGAAUACAAAGGUCAAAUUUUCUUCAGCCAUAUUUAGAGUCUGGAACCGUGUGGCACGAUGACGACGAUCACCCGUCUGGAUUGCGGAUGCAUUCAAGAAACGACAAGACCUAUUUUCACCACGACGACAGGUCGAGUUCAAAAGAAGACUUGCAAUCAGUCGCAGGAUCAGCACAACCUCCUAUAAAUACUGGUACUAGAUUAUAUCUUCAAAGAUCCAAAGAAGGGGAUUCCAAAUGCGACAAUCGUGGUUUCCAAACUGACAAAAACAGAUACAUGCAAUUAGCAAAUAAAGAACGAAAACUUCAAGAUGAAUUGAUUGCUGUUAACCAUGAAAUGGCAAAUCUUACUACGACUUUGUUGGACAGUAGCUGUGAAAGCGAUAAUGAAACAAUGAAAAGUCUUUAUGAAAUUGAUUAUCAAAAACGAGGAUUACCUAUAAUUCAUUACAGAAUACUUAUGGCAGCUGUUGAUUCUCCUAUCGGUGCUCCCAUCAAACCAGCAGUAACCGAUCUAAAAAAUGCUUACAGAGAUCCAACUAGAUUUAGAUAUUCAGCUAUCGAAAGACCGACCAUUGAACCUGCUAAAACUAUCAACCUAUUGGCAGUUCCAGAAAUCUUUACUCUUUGGAAGGAACCGUUUACUGGUAAAACGGAAUACGAAGAUAAUAUCAGUAAAAUGGGACUAUGCAAUAUGAGAAAUCUUCAACAAUAUUUAGAUCCAUUACCAUCUUCGAGAAAUAGAUUUGGAGAUUGCAGACUUCAAUAGUAAUCUUUUAUCAAUUAAUCAAAAAAAGAGAAACAUAUGAAAUCUAUGAAAUUUGAUGAAAUGGCAUGUAUUUGACUUGACAGUACUUGCGUUUAAAGUUACAAAUAUAUUCAAAUCUACAACGCAAGCAAUAUCAAUUUUAAUAAUUAUCAAUAAUUAUU